ACACGGACACACACGCGACAGUCUGAAGCUUUAUAAACAGCAGCCUCUCCUGCUGCUGAGUCGCUUCACACAACUUGUUGCCCACGCUUCAGCCUCUCUCCUUUACUCCAGUGACACCAAUGACAGAGAAGCAGCUGCAAACCUCUCAUUCUCAUUAAAACUACAGGGAUGCGAUAAUAACACUGAUAAUAAUAAAAAUGACAGCAGUGUGUGUUUGGCUCUCCGUGGUCCUCUGGGCAGCAGCGGGACAGAGAACUAACGACUCUUCAGUUUCGGGAGAGGAGAUACUUUCUUUCGCGGAGCGUUUCAUGAAUGUUUCGGGACAGAGAGGGAACGCGAGUUCCGGAUUGUUUCUCCUGGACUUUGAUGAGGGUCUGCUGGAGGGCUGGCGCUCUCUGGCCAGCAGCGGCGGGGAGUCUCAGGACGGUGGCAUCAAGGCGCUGCUAGUGGCAGCCUAUUCCCUCAUAAUCGUGAUCUCCCUGUUCGGGAACACCCUGGUGUGUCACGUGGUGGUCAAAAACAAGCGAACCUUGUCCGCCACCAGUUUAUUUAUCCUAAACCUGGCGGUGGCUGAUAUUUUCAUCACAGUCCUCAACACACCCUUUACUCUGGUCCGUUUUGUGAACAGCACCUGGGUGUUUGGAAGAACUAUGUGCCACAUCAGUCGCUUUGUACAGUACUGCUCGCUGCACGUCUCCACCCUCACACUCACCGCCAUCGCACUGGACCGACGACAGGUGAUUUUGCAUCCUUUGAGGCCUCGCAUGUCUCCCGCACAAGGUGGUGUUUGGGUCGCCGUUAUCUGGAUAAUGGCCAGCUGCUUCUCCCUCCCACAUGCAAUCUACCAAAAACUCCUGACCUUUACAUACAGUAAGGAGAAAGAGCGAAGCCUGUGUGUCCCAGACUUCCCAGAGCCGUCAGAUGUCUAUUGGCAGUACAUUGACCUGUUGACCUUCAUAUUGCUUUACUUGCUGCCCCUCCUCAUCAUCACUGCCUCCUACACCAUAGUGGCCCGUCGACUGUGGCGCCACAAUGCCAUCGGUGACACCACAACAGCUCAGCAUGCCACGCAGAGAAGGAAGCGCCGGAGAACACUGGCGAUGUUGCUUCUGGUGGUCGGAGUGUUUGCCGUUUGCUGGUUUCCCCUCAACUGCUACGUGGUGCUGCUGUCUAGCCAGGCCAUCCAUUCUUCUAAUGCCCUUUACUUCUGCUUUCACUGGCUAGCUAUGAGCUCCACCUGCUACAACCCUUUCAUCUACUGCUGUCUGAACCCCACUUUCCGCCAGGAGCUCCAGCUCCUCGUUGACAGGUGCAGGAAGAGACGACGGGCAGUGGUCGGGUUGGACCCGGAGCUUCGCCCUGCAGUACCUCACGCUCCCUGUCACAGAACUGCCUGGCCCGACAACCAGGACUCCUCGAGGCCAAGGAACGUUUGGUCACACCCGGGCCAAGCUUCCUCACAGCAGAGUCACCCUUCUUCAAGUCAGUCCCACAACCUGAAAGAUGCACAUGUGCUUUUCACUGCCCGGCAGGCGCUCACAGGGAGGACUGACAUCCUCUCAGUGGAGCCCAUUGUGGCUGUGAGCUGACUGGAGACAAUCUUGGACUGAACGGAGUUGUUUAAAUCUCUUUUAGGCCAUCAUCAUGCUCCAAAGAGGGCAGAACAUCUGGUAAUCUCAGAUCUGUAUGCCUGGGCCAGUAAUUUCAAAAGCAGCAGGGUGUGAAGAGAAGGCUUUUGUGGUGACUGUGAAUUGCUGAAAGAUGUGACUCUUUUUCUCCCCUGAAGCUUAUAAAGCAACCGCUCCACAUUCACACGCGCUUUUACUUUUUUCACGCCAGUUUUUUUUAUUUCCCUUCGUGAUGCACUGUUUGUUAAAAACAAUGUCCCCGAGCCUUGACAAAUGGAUAAAACAUUCAUCACAUUACCGGUACUUAAACAUCUCUUUAUAUUAUAUUGUGAUGGAAAAAAAACCAAGAAAACCUUCACUGACUGGCUGGCAGGGGAGCAAUGAAGUUGAGUCUCUGUGAAAAAAAAAAUGUAAUGCUCAAGUUUAACAGGAUUGGUUGCUGUAAGAUAUGCCUUAACAACCUUGGUUUACCAUUCAGGACACAAAGACGGAUUCUGUGUGGGAAACUGAACCCACCUUAGCAUGAAAAUAUCGUCACAUUUAUCCGCAGACCGCCUGAAACCCAUCCUGCUGCAGAAUUUUUCCUUGGUUUUCCUUUGAUUUGCUGUCAUCUAGCCAGAGGGUUUAUAGACUAUUUUUUCCCCUCUGUGCAUAAACAAUUUUAUCUUUCUUCCACCAGAAAUGUAAUUAAUCCAUAGGUGAUUUUGGGUUGUGAGAGGUGAAAACACAUUAAAAACAAACUAUCAAAGAUCUAAACUAUGCUGUGACAUGAUGAAAAAUUGAUGUCAUGUUUGUCUUAUGCACACACAGGUCAAAACAGGAAGUUAUUAUGCAUAACUUUUUGAUUGAUUUCUUGUAUUUUCAACGAGAAGAGUUCUCAUCCCAUAUUUUUUUUCAUAUUCACUGCACAAUCUGGCAUGCUCCAGUAGACACCACACAGUGUGAGGCCGAUGAUGACCAUGAUUAAAUCCAUCUCAUGCAGCAGGAGGUGUAUUCAGUUUAGGUGGGGGGUCGGGGUGGGGUUGGGACAAAUAAUGAAGAAAUUAGCAGCGGCGCGGCGACCAGAGACCAUCGGUGAAUUGAAGCGGGGUGGGAAACAACUGCAACGGUUAAUGCUGACAAAGCUUGGUGGGACUGAAGGAUGCCGCAGACUGAUGAGAAGGGAUAUAUGCACGUGAGGGUUAUCUGUGCAACCAGAGCCUGGGAUGUCCACUAGACACCAACUGUCUAUUUGGACAGAAAGCGGGGCGGGGCAGGUGAACUCAAAUGUGGACAUUGUGGCACCACUUUUUGUUGUAAUUUUUCAUGCUUUUAGCAUAAAAAAUGUUGUGCAAUAGGGUGACAGUUGUGAACAGCACAAGCAAAACACUUUGCAGAAUUUUGUUAAUCCUUCUUAGGGUUUAUCUGUGUUUUCUUACAUGUGUGUGUCCUUCUCUGUCUGUCUUUGCUCCUCUUUCUCUUGGUUUAUUUAUUUCUCGUCUUUUUGUUAAUGUUUCACGUUGCUUUUACUUUGUCUUUUUCUCACCUUUGCUGUUCCUCGGUUUCAAUACCUCAUAUAUAAGCGUUUCAAUCAGGGUGAGGUCUGGAACACAAACAAAUCAUUUGUGUGUACAAAACACUCUUCUGGAACAAAUGGUAACAAUGUUCAUUUAUAUGUUAUAAAAAAAUAUAUCAUCAAGUUAGCUUUACUUUGUGCAUGGUUUAUCUCAGUGCCUGCAAUGCGCCCAGGUCCUGUGGUUGCAGAAGAAGCCUAAAACAUUACUCUUCUAGCUGUUAUGCUGUGUUUGGCUUUCUCCAAACAUGGUGCUUGUUACGACCCGGCUCAAAGCCGCAAUAUAAAAAAAGAAGAUGAAUACCAGAGUGUUAGUGAGAAGAGGCUUUUUCUUAAAAUGGAAUACCAGGUUGGCUAAAAUGGCUAGUGCCACCAAGGCAAAGACAAGUGAGCUCCCCAGGAAGCUUUCCUCAGGUAUGCUUUUAUCCACACCUGACUAGUUGUGGCCAAUUAGCACCAGCUGAACAUACUGAGGAAAUUAGGGGCUGCAGAGGGACGUAACAGUGCUGCACAUCAUAGUCAAACAUCUUCACUUUGGUCUCAUCUAUCCAAAGAUAGUUCCACAGGUUUUAUGGUUUGUUCAGAUGAAACUUUGUAAACUUAAGCUGUGCUGUCAUGUUCAUUUUAGAGAGAAGAGGUUUUUUCCUGGCAACCUUUCCAAACAAGCCAUACCCGUUUUUUAAGUCUUUUUCUGAUUCUACUUGUACAAUUGUACAUUUAACACACCAACGUGAGAUGUAGCUCUUGUUUUUUGCAGUUUCUCUCCUUAAGCAUCGCACUGUCUGACCUUACCUGAAUCCUCCAGAAAAACAAACUGCCAAAACUCCUGCUUUUAUAAAGGUGAUCACACUUGCUAGCGAUGCCUGGCUGCUCUCACCCUUCUAAUUCCUAUGGAAGCAGUGAGGUGGUACUUAAUUUUUCACAGCACUGCAUAGAGUCCUGUGAACACACAGAAAACUGUAUCAGCAUAUCAGCAAGUUUCGGCACAAGAUGGAAAACACGCAGCCAGUUUACAUGAUAAUGGGCAUUCGUAAUUGGUCACACUGAUCAUUUGUUUACAUGAAUCAUGUAAACAAGAGUAGGUCCAGUGGAUCGUAUGCUAAAAAAGCCAACAAAGAAAGCAUUGGACAGCCUUUGGUUAGUAUUUAGAGGAUUGGAUCAGCUCUUUUUAUAGAUGACAUUUAGACGUUUCUGGGCCACUACACUCAGGAACUUUCAGAAGCUAAAGUGACUAUUCAAAUGCAACCCCAGCCUCUCCCUCUUUCUUUUCUGUGGUCCCUGACUUCAUUUCUCUCCUGUGAUUCUUGCCUGUUUUUUAUCUGUGUUCCCUUUAGUUUUUGCUCCUUUGGUUGUAUUUUGGAUUUAUUUUUAACUUGAUUUCAUCCUGCUGUGUUUUUGUGUCAGCUGUCUUCAUUAAAGCUCGCCAUUUACCUGCUUAUAUUUAUGCCCACUUUUGUCUAAACAAGAAACUAUCUCCUUCCUUUUGUAUUGCUUACAUGUUUAAGUCAACAUAUGCAAUGAAGUUGUGACAAAAGAGAAAGAUAUCAUAUGCUAAUCUCAGGUAGACAUUUACAACAUUACCUGCAGAAAGUGUGGAGACUGGGUUAAAAGACAGCAAUAAUCUCAGUGAUGUACAUUCAAAGACAGUCAUACAAUCUGAAAAACUCAUUUCAACCUUGAGUAUUCUCAAUGUUGUAUUGAACUUUAAAACAAACAUACUUACUUUCUGAUGCAUUCACAGCCAUGAUUCAUGUCUGCACCUUUUGUAGGUAUUAGCGUGACUCUGACAAUGAAAGGAGGCAAACUGUGUACAUAAAAUAUAAUAUGUGGUGGUCACGCAUCCUCACCAGCUGUUCAGCUUUGUAUUUAGAUUCAUGGUUUCCUAUUAAACAUCAUCUCCAUCAUAUACAAGCACGCUGAGAGCAUGUUAUUGCAGAACCACAACAUUGCACAGACAUUUUGUGCUAUGUUGUCAUGGCGAUCACAGGUGAAAACAAAGUAUUUUGUGGGCGAUUAUAUGUCUCAUGCUUUCAGCUUUGAAUUGUAUAACAUUGUGUUCCAGCGUUGCUGAGUUAAAUGGUUCAGGAGACUUCAGUGUUACUCUCGGGCACUUUGAGACUCUGCCUGCUGUGACAUUUCCGUGUCAGCACAGGCGGCCGCAAAACCUUUGUGUUCAACGUUAACAUAUAUAUCGUGCUCCCUCGUUUUUCAUGUUCCAGAAGGUGAAAAUAGUAACGUGUGUACAGUUGCAUGUGGGUUUUACUGUAUGCAAAAGAAAAACUGUGGCUUGUUGCUUGAUUCGAAUUCGGUUUGUUUGCUGCCUCACGGGCAGAAAUGUAUUCUGUCUGUAUUAAUAAUGUUUUGUUAUUUUGUCCGAAUGUUUCAGGAAUGCGGGGCACGGAUAUGCUGUUUAUUUGGCUGUCCUCUGUAAAAGUGUGGCCUCCAUGACAUAAAAUACUGUAUAUUAAACACGCACAAUUAAACUUG
Messenger RNA from Oreochromis niloticus (Nile tilapia), 5667 nucleotides. RefSeq names its product G protein-coupled receptor 83 (gene gpr83). Gene Ontology annotation, cellular component: plasma membrane. The coding region runs from base 198 to 1589 and encodes 463 amino acids. Gene Ontology annotation, biological process: neuropeptide signaling pathway. Lineage: Eukaryota; Metazoa; Chordata; Actinopteri; Cichliformes; Cichlidae. Gene Ontology annotation, molecular function: neuropeptide Y receptor activity. The transcript is spliced from 4 exons. The record is from RefSeq and is a predicted model, not a curated record.